This is a messenger RNA of Amphimedon queenslandica, 899 nucleotides long. Its product is annotated as coiled-coil and C2 domain-containing protein 1A-like. Lineage: Eukaryota; Metazoa; Porifera; Demospongiae; Haplosclerida; Niphatidae. The record is from RefSeq and is a predicted model, not a curated record. The transcript has a single exon. Gene Ontology annotation, molecular function: DNA-binding transcription repressor activity, RNA polymerase II-specific. The coding region runs from base 100 to 768 and encodes 222 amino acids.
CCGUCAGACUCCGCCCAGAAGGCAGAGACUGAUAAGGUCAAAGGGACGUCUAACCCAGAGUUCAAUUCAAAGCAUCAGUUUGAUAUUGAUCGUAAACAGAUGCGUAGCUUACAGCGUGGUUUUAAACGUCAGCCAUUGCGUUGUUCAUUAUACCAGUCUCGUUCUUUAUUUCGUAGCUCAGUAUUCAUAGGAAUGGCCUCAAUACCUCUAGAGACACUAGAGAACAAAUGUGAAGUGAGAGCAUCAGAGGAUCUAAAGGAUGAGAAAGGACGGAGAGCAACCGGAGGGAAACUUGAAGUGUAUGUUCGUCUACGUGAGCCUCUUAGCGGUUGUGAUCAAGAGGAGAAAGAGCAGAAGUGGUUAGUGUUCCAGGAAGCCAUUGCUAGUGAGUCCACUGUAUCCAUGGUACGUCCGAUGGUUAGUACAGGACCUGCAUCUUCUCCAAUAAAAGUGGAACAGACUACUAGUCUUGAUGCUCUUAAAUUAGAGUUCUCUCUUGUACAAAAUGCCAUCAAAGCUGGUAAGAAGGAUCCUGCUAUUGUUCAGCGUGGCCGUGCCUUACAGUCUAAGAUUCAAGAGACUAAGCAAAGACUUCAAAGUGAUGCUGGGUUCAGACGAGAGUACUUGUCCGCCAUUGCCCGGGAAAUAAAGACAGAGAAGGUUUAUGAGCAACAGCUAGUGCAGGCUGGCAGGACUGGAGAGGCUAAGAUAAUACAAGGAAGGAGGAGAGUAAUGGAAAAUGAAAUAUCUAAAAUGACUAAAAAAUAAAUAUUUGUGUUGAUUUUUAGUAGCUAAUAAUUUUGCUAGUUUAUAUUUAUGAUUUUGUGUAAGAGUUGUUAUAAGUAUUGAUUUAUUUUAUCAGCAAUAAUGUAUUCUUAUUGUAUAACCAUUGAGAUUUA